This is a messenger RNA of Phyllotreta striolata, 1269 nucleotides long. The record is from the annotation of a GenBank genome assembly. NCBI's taxonomy places the organism in Eukaryota, Metazoa, Arthropoda, Insecta, Coleoptera, Chrysomelidae.
AUGCCCGAUGUACUAGAAGAGUUUAUUUCAAAUAUACAAGAAUUCCUAACAGGACCCAAUUGUGUACAGCACAAUUUAAUAAGAAGGCACACGAAAAAACUGAAUGAACUUGGAGAUGUUAGUUUUCCUCUAAAUAUUAACAACUGGUAUCAGUAUAUCGAUUCAACAGCAGGUAGUAAAUCCGAUGUGUCUUCAAUAAUUCAUUAUAAUCAUCCACAUUCGGAUGAUGAGGUUGCUAAAAGACUAAUAGAGGAUAGUUCGAAAUGGACGAUCGAAGUAAAAGAGGUUAUAUAUAGAAAUAAUGACGCUCAUGUAUUUAUCAAACGUUCUUCAAAUUUGUACCGGGCUGUUAUAAAACAGGUGCUGGAUUUAAAUGACAAAUUUGGGUCGAGCGAUCUUUUCAAAAAUAAUGUAAAAUUAAAAAUAAUUCCUGACGUAGACGAGUCAAAUACGCAACAAUUAGAUUUGAGUACAUUGAGAAUUAUUUUACUGAAAGAUAUAGCAACAAAUUUUAUUCAACUUACCACAUCAGAUAACACGGAAGGAGAGAGUUUAAUAUACCUUGUUAAAAAUUCUAUUGAUAAUAGUAAAUGUAUAUUAUGCGGACCAGUAAUAAAUGAGAAAGGAACCAAAAGUUCUUAUACAACUAGUGAAUUAUAUCUUAAAAGAUCCUCUGAUAUGAGAAUGAUGGCUCAACAUAAAUAUGGUGUCCAAAUAAAACCUAAUUCAUCGUGGGAAACUUAUUUUGAAAAAUUAGGAAGAGCUUCUGUAACCGUAGAAAUGCUGACCAACAAACCACAAAAAUCUAUCAAAAUUAGUCCACACGAUCUUCAAUCUGCCAAUAAAGGGCCUUCGUUUAUAUUUUAUAAUUGUGCAAGACUAGCAGCCUUAUUCAAAGAAUUUAAUAAAAGGGUCGAAAGAAAUGAAUAUCCUGAUUUACCAAAAAUAGACAAUAUGGAUUUUUCAUUACUUAAUCAGCCAGAAGAAUGGGAAUUAUUUUAUGUUUAUAUACUUCAGUAUCCCACAGUUAUCAACAGUUGUAUUAAAGACAUUGAAAAAGAAAUUUUCAAUCCUCAAUAUUUGAUAUCGUUCUUAUCAAACUUAUGUUCUGUUUUCAGUGUUUAUUACAGAAGAGUGCGCAUAUUGACGAAUCCAAAAGAGCACAUGUUUUCCAUUAUACACGCAAGAAUUUAUCUUUUGAAGGCAUUGCAAUGUGUGUUCCACAAUUCUCUGCGUUUAUUAAACAUCGAACCUGUUAAGGAAAUGUAA